CCCACACCAUUGUCGUUGUGGGUGCCCACUAGCAGUUUUUUUGUCCUCUCCUCCUUCUCUCUCUAUUCAUGUAUGUUUAUAUAUGUGUUAAAUAUUUUCUACUGGGUUUCUUUUUCUUGUCAUCCUCUUUCCACCUUCAACAGUAAUGAUUUUCUUGUUAGGGGUAUCCUUCUUGAGGAAUCUGAGGAGUUUUGAUUGUGAAAAAGCGGCAGUUAUUAUAGCUUUUGAAAAAUCAACUACGAGAACACGAAGAAGAAGAAGAACAAAACAAAUAGAAACGCAAGCGCACGAGUGUGUGCCAAGGAAAAGAGACUUCCAUUUGUUUUGAUUGAUUUGAUCAUCAAACAAACAGAACAGUCCCUCACUACCCUUUCCUUUUUCCUUUCCCCUUCUAUAUAUCCGGCUUCAAGGGAUCCUGGUUUUGUUCUGGGUUCUCUGCUUUUUUUCUUUUCUUUUCUUUUUUAAUUUGUUUAGUUUUAUUUUGGGGCUUUUUGAAACCCUUUGUGAAAUAUGUCUCAACAAAGGCAGUUCCAGAUGGUGGCAGGCAGCAACCCAGGUGGUGACUACAAUGAUAAAACUUUUACGAAAAUCUUUGUUGGUGGUUUGGCAUGGGUGACUCAGAGAGACACCAUGAGGCGUUAUUUCGAGCAGUUUGGGGAGAUUCUUGAAGCUGUUGUUAUUACAGAUAAGAACACAGGGAGAUCUAAAGGUUAUGGCUUUGUUACAUUUAAGGAUCCAGAGUCUGCUAUGAGAGCAUGCCAAAACCCAUCUCCUGUUAUUGAUGGAAGGAGAGCUAACUGCAAUCUUGCAUCUCUUGGUGCCCAGAAAACACGUUCAUCAACUAAUCCUCAACAUGGUCCAGGACGGUUUAGACUAGCACCAGCGGGAUUGGUAGCUCCACCGGCUUUUCAGGGCUCAUCGUCAACACUUGUUCAUCAUCAUCAACCUUCUGGUCAAUACACAUUUCCUUAUUCGACUUACGGGUAUUCUGGAUAUACACAAGACAUCUUGUAUCCAUUGAAUUAUUACAAUGUCUAUGGUGGUCAACAAUUCUCACCUUACCAUACAGCAGGGACAUCAGGGGCUGCACCUGGGAUGUUCCACAGUCUUUACCCAAUAUAUGCCCAAUAUGCACAAACUAGUCAAGCUCAUGGUUUUGGGGUUCAAUAUCAUCCUCAAAUGGUGCAGUACCCUUAUUUACCUCAACACUAUGGCUCUAGUACUGGUAGCCUAUCACUUCCUUCAUUGGCAAUGGCCACUACAAGUACAGGUGCCACAACCACAUCAACAACAAUACCGACUACAAUUACACCACCAACAUCCACAACUACCGGAGGAAUUGGAGCUGGGGCAGCUACCACUUCACAGCAGGCCUCAUCAGGAUCAGCUUCUGAACAGAAUUCGUCAACCAAAGAAUGACUGGAAAACACAAGGAAUUACAAGGCUAACAAGAUCGUAAAGCAGGAAAGGCGCGAACAGAAACAAGGAGAAUAAGAAAAGACACAUCAAGUUUUCACUGAUUUGGAAGAUGAAUACUGAUCAGCAAGCACAGGAAGAGAAAGAAUAUCAAGGAAUUCGCGCCCAAGUAGUCCUUUAAUUCAUUCUUGGAUUCAUUCAUGCUCAACAUUAUGUUUGUUUAGGACAAUAGGGGGUCUUUUUAAUUUCUAGGCAUUAGAAGAUACAAAAUCAUAUUCAUUUCAUUCUCAAUUUCUCAUGUAAUGGGCAUAAGGUGGAAACCAAAUAUUGGCUUUGGAUUCCACCUCAAAACACUGACUAUUUGAUGACUAUAUAUGUCUUCAUUGCACAGAGCAUCCGAUGACAUACAGUCUGAUUGUUUAUAUCAGCAUUAGUGGGUUCAAAAGAUUGAUUUUGUAUCUUUGAACCCAGAUUAAUUGAAAUGUUGGGCUCGGACAGCUCACACAUUAAACAUUGUAACAUUUGUUUUUGUUCUGUUCUGUUCUGUUCAUUGAUUGUUAAUGAAUGAAAGCAUGUUAA
This is a messenger RNA of Tripterygium wilfordii, 1995 nucleotides long. Its product is annotated as RNA-binding protein 24-B-like. The transcript is spliced from 6 exons. The record is from RefSeq and is a predicted model, not a curated record. Lineage: Eukaryota; Viridiplantae; Streptophyta; Magnoliopsida; Celastrales; Celastraceae. Bases 511 to 1419 code for a protein of 302 amino acids. Gene Ontology annotation, molecular function: RNA binding.